UGUGUUGCUAUUGUGGUGGUGGAGCUGGCGGUGGGUGUCGUGUUGCCUCCUUGUCUCGCACCUGCUAGUCUCAGUUAUGGCGGAAGAGGCAGCUGAUGUGGACAUUUCUGACCUGGAGCCAUUAGAGCCUUCCCUCAAAAACAUAGUCGAACAGAAUACGUUGAAAUGGGUAUUCGUUGGAGGCAAAGGUGGAGUGGGGAAAACCACAACGAGCUGUAGUUUGGCAGUACAACUCUCGAAAGUCCGAGAUUCUGUCCUCAUCAUAUCUACAGAUCCUGCACACAAUAUCUCUGAUGCCUUUGACCAAAAGUUCUCAAAGGUUCCAACUAAAGUUAAAGGAUUUGAAAAUUUAUAUGCAAUGGAAAUAGACCCAAAUAUAGGGUAUGGAGAACUUCCUGAUGAAUAUUUUGAAGGUGCAACAGAUGCCAUGCGCAUGGGUCGGGAUAUUAUGCAAGAAGUGCUGGGAGCCUUUCCUGGUAUUGAUGAAGCUAUGAGUUAUGCAGAAGUUAUGAAGUUAGUGCAGGGUAUGAACUUCAGUGUUGUAGUAUUUGACACCGCCCCAACUGGUCAUACGUUACGUCUGCUCUCAUUUCCUCAAGUUAUUGAGAAGUCCUUGGGCAAGCUUUUAAGGCUAAAGAACCAGAUCAGUCCUUUUGUAAACCAGGUUGCUGGACUUCUUGGUAUGCAAGAAUUUAAUGCUGAUGAAGUGUCGGGGAAGCUAGAGAGCAUCCUUCCAGUCAUACAGAAAGUCAACGAGCAGUUCAAAAAUCCAGACCAGACAACAUUUGUGUGUGUUUGCAUUGCUGAGUUUUUAUCUCUGUAUGAAACAGAGCGGCUGGUUCAGGAACUAACCCGAUAUGGCAUUGACACACACAAUAUAGUGGUCAACCAACUCCUGUUUCAAAAACCUGGUGAGCAUUCCUGCUCCAUGUGCUCUGCUCGAUGCCGUAUUCAAGCCAAAUAUCUAGACCAGAUCGCUGAUUUGUAUGAGGAUUUCCAUGUGAUAAAACUCCCACUCCUUGAACACGAAGUCCGUGGUGUGGAUCAAGUAAAGGCUUUCUCAGAAACUCUAAUAAAACCAUACAUACCAUAAACAUACCAGUUUGUGGAACAUCAGAGUUACUGUUGCCUUGCUCAGGAUCAAGGAGUUAUUUUUAUGAUAUAAUUUGUGCAGAAGUGUUUAUGUAUGAAAUUUGGAAUUGAUACAAAGCUAUAUCAAGGGAUGGUGAAUUUUUAUAUUUUGUUCAAUGGAAGUCCUGUGUAUUACACAUAUUACAAUACUAUUAUAAUGUAUUAUAAUAGUAAUGUAUUAUACAUAUAAUAUAAUAUUAUUAACAAA
Molecule: messenger RNA, 1339 nt
Organism: Procambarus clarkii (red swamp crayfish)
Lineage: Eukaryota; Metazoa; Arthropoda; Malacostraca; Decapoda; Cambaridae
Product: ATPase ASNA1 homolog
Biological process (GO): post-translational protein targeting to endoplasmic reticulum membrane
Cellular component (GO): GET complex
Molecular function (GO): ATP binding; ATP hydrolysis activity
Source: RefSeq, a predicted model, not a curated record